Molecule: messenger RNA, 756 nt
Organism: Cuscuta europaea
Lineage: Eukaryota; Viridiplantae; Streptophyta; Magnoliopsida; Solanales; Convolvulaceae
Source: the annotation of a GenBank genome assembly
GAGGCCUCCCACUGACGGCCAGAAGAAAUUGACUGAGGCCGGCCUGAACGUCGCCAAGAAGACGAAGAGGGCACCGUCUCCUUCCCAGGCUACUGAGGCCGGCACUCUUACCGUCCCCAGUGUGGACGAUAGUGGUCCUGUUGUGGACCUCACUGCUGCUCCUAGCGAUGCUGCCCAAUCGCUUCCUCUCGUCCAGGAGCCACGGACGAAGAGGGCCGACAAGGAGAUUGUCGGUGCCACCUACCAGAAGAUGGUGGAAUACCCCGUCGGCGGGGGUGUUUUUGAUGACAUUGUCCUCGGCCACGAUGUGCUGGCCCAGGCCAUGCCGGCCAAAGAUAGGGCCUACCUGAAGAGGCUCGGGGACGUGAAGGUGUACGAGGGCGGGAUGGACCUCCUCGUCCAAGGUGCCUUUAUGCUCAUGGAGAGCCAUAAGAGGCAGUACCGGGAGAUAGCUCGUCUGAAAGAGCUUGAGCAGAAAGCUGCCUCGGCCGAUGAGGCGGUCGCUUGCUUGGAUCGGCUCCGGGAGGAUGCCAAGGCCUUGCAACAGAGGGCCGACGUGGCCGCUGCAGCCAGGGACGAUGCCCUGGCCAAACUCGAGGAGAGCCAGAGGGCGCUUGAGGCCAAACGGCGCAAAAACGAUGAUGCCGUGAAGGCGAAAGCUGAGACCGAGGCUGCCGCUGUGAAGGCCGCUGAUGAGGCCGUUAAGCAAUUCCUGGCCGAGGGGUGGAAGGCCGAUGAGCGGCUCUCCUGGUGCUA